AUGAGCGGCGUAGGCCCACCUAUCUUCCCCCUAGAGUCGGUCUCGAGAGCUCAGCUGCAGGAACUAUGCGAGAUCCUAUGGCAUCAGCCGAAAGAUGCGGAUGCUACUUCAUCACAGCCCUGGGGAACACAUUCGCCGCAGCAAUCGCGAAAGACCAAAUUGGAACCAUACUUCCAGUUCUAUAGGGAGAUGACAGCUUCGUACAUUUACGAUGCUUUCCCGCCGGACGAAGUCCAGGCAUUGAGAUCGCACGAAGACCUCUUUAACAUCGCAAGAUUAAUCAGGGACAAAUCAGAUGUGAAAAGGGCAGAUUUGGUGAAGGAUUACUUCGACAGUCGUAGGGACGACGGAGAAACGCUCCCUGAAGACGAGGAUCGAGCUUUCAACCUCGCUGUCAGAGUGAUGCUAAUGGUUGGCUGCUCUUUCGAGGGCCAGAUUGGCGGGCUCCUGGAACUUGGGACGGAACCCAGCAUUUGGCGGAACGAGCAGUCGCUUCAAGAUUUCGUUUCGGCUACGUUCCCCACCAGACAUAACCCGGUCCUCGACGACGACGAUGUAUUGCCGGACAUGAAGUCAGCUCUGAGAGCGACAAGACUAAAGAAGGUCGCCGGUUUGACCUUUGAGGGUACAGAUGACCUCAGAAACCACCUUCGAUUGAACCAUAAAACCGGCGUUGUCGAGGUGUUCCAUCAUACCACCGUGCUAAAGGAGUAUCUGAGGGCUUCCAAGGAUCAGAUUGGUCAAGGAGCUAGCAGUCUUUUACCUCGUCAGCUUGCUCUCGAGACCAUAGACUCUCUGCAAAAGGUGUUGUUUCCUCUUGACAAGGAUUCUCAGGCUCUUCUCCUAUCCCUGGUCUCGAAGCAAUCUCUAGACCCCGAUUGCCGCAGUCUGAGCUACCCAUCUUAUCGGCACGAACACGAAAGAAAGGUCACGUACCAGUAUUGGGGUUCCCGGCUGGUGGAUCUAUAUGAGGAACUCGAGAAUCCAAAGCCACGAGAUACGCUUGGUCUAUGGCUGAAAGCGAACAGCAAGGAACGCCACGUGAUGCUGGCAACGCUGGUGGGGGUAAUGAUAGCUAUUAUCUUGGGCAUUCUCAGUCUCGUCGUCGGGAUCUUCCAGGCUUGGGUGGCGUAUGAGGCUUGGAAGCAUCCUGUAAAGGAGACCCCUGAGAAGUAG
Messenger RNA from Colletotrichum karsti, 1176 nucleotides. RefSeq lists its product as uncharacterized. Bases 1 to 1176 code for a protein of 391 amino acids. Lineage: Eukaryota; Fungi; Ascomycota; Sordariomycetes; Glomerellales; Glomerellaceae. The record is from RefSeq and is a predicted model, not a curated record. The transcript has 2 exons.